Molecule: messenger RNA, 1013 nt
Organism: Orussus abietinus
Lineage: Eukaryota; Metazoa; Arthropoda; Insecta; Hymenoptera; Orussidae
Product: transmembrane protein 230
Exons: 4
Coding region: 117-545 (142 amino acids)
Cellular component (GO): endomembrane system
Source: RefSeq, a predicted model, not a curated record
CAAUGAUGGGAACUCGCGUCGAUGUGUGUCACGUAAUUUGACCCGUAAUGUAUAACAGAAGUUGACCUAGUGUCAGGAGAACGCGAUGCGUGGCCAACUUAAAACCGAGGACAUUGAUGAUUCUAAGUGUACCAACUUAUAUACGAGCCGCGCCGCGAGUUUCCCGCGAAGAUUACUUAAAUAAGCUGAAUAUGUCCAGAAGGAAAGGCGGAGGGGAAAAACAAUUUGACAACGUGGAUUACACACAGCUUACCGAAACCGACAAUGGUUUCGUGGAUUCGCAAUUUAUAGGACCUCCGGUAAAAGUUCCUUGGAAAGCUAUCACUCUGGCGGCACUUCUGUUCAUCGGUGGAACUAUCAUGCUCAUAGUGGGAAGUUUAAUAGUUAGUGGGCACAUCGACUCGAAGUAUUCCGAUCGUAUGUGGCCAAUAAUUAUUCUAGGAGCAUUGAUGUUCAUACCCGGUGCUUACCAUGUGAGGGUUGCUCUACUGGCGUAUCGAAAAGUUCCUGGUUACUCUUUCGACGAUAUCCCUGAAUUCGACUAAACGGUUCAAAAUAUGCCUACCACAAUGUGCUUUUCAAUUUUCAUAAGUUUAGUCGAAUACCCUACUUAAGAUGUUUUUUUUAAAGAAAUAUUUAUUUAAGAAUAUACGUGUAUGUAUAUUCAUACGAUAGUGGUUUACAGAUGCAUCAGUAUUACGAUACACACCGAAUAGUGAUAUUUGUACUUGAUUUUACGAGACUACUUUACGUGAUAAGUCACCAUUCUGUUUAAGAUAAUCUAGACAAAGACUUGUCAAGUCCAUGAAACGCAUCCGUUAUCGCGGCAUUGUAUAUUUAUUUCUCGUUACGCUCGGUACACUUUUACGCAGAUCUAUAUUUUAUAACAAUUAAAUACUUAAUCGGUUGUAAAAUUAGCCAGUGCUAAUUGCGGCCGCUACAUGUUGGGUGCUUAAGAUUAUACACUAUUGUACCAAAUGCAGAAAUAUUAAACUGUGAACUAAUUCUAAGUA